Messenger RNA from Fusarium venenatum, 1665 nucleotides. NCBI's taxonomy places the organism in Eukaryota, Fungi, Ascomycota, Sordariomycetes, Hypocreales, Nectriaceae. The record is from RefSeq and is a predicted model, not a curated record.
AUGAAGGUCAGGUCCAGCGAGCGCGUAGCUCGGAUCAACGAGCUCGAACUGAAGCACCAGAGUAAUGUCAACCAGAUGGAAUUGACGGGUCGUGACGAAGAAGCUCGUUUACUGAAACUUCGACUGUUGACACUACGCGAUGAAAAUGCUUCGUUGAAGGAUAGGCUGGUUCAGAGAGAUGCUCUCGUGAAGAAACUCUCCAAGCAAAGCAGCGACACACAGGCCGAGCUCAAAACAUCCAAAUCGAAGCUCAAAGCCCAGGAUACACAAAUCCGAAAACAGAGUAAUGCAUUGGAAGAUCUCAAGGCUGAGAUCGACUCGUUAAACGAAUUUAGACAAGACUCAAACAAGGUCUUGCAGGAGAAACUUGCCCUGAGCCGUAAGCUUGACCAGAUUCAACCCGAACUCGAACAUCUCCAGUCACAACUCGAAAAUCAUCGCGCAAUUGUCGCCCAGAAGCAGGAUCUCGAACGCCAACUCAGUUCGGUCGAAGUCGAGCUUGAAAAUGAGAAAAGAUCUAACCAACGCAUGCAAUCAAAAAACCAAAACAGCGAUGAAUGGAAGGAGCAGUUCGACGAAGCUAAGGAAGAAAUGGAAAGACUCAACAAAGAACAUAGCAGAGAGCUACGGGAAGUCCGCGGUGAAUACGAGAUGUUGGAAGACCGCAUGGAAGACACAAAAAGCAAGUUGAAGAAGACACAGACAGACUUGAAGGAUGCGCGGGCCGAGCUUACAUCUUGCCGUGCCGAACUAGAGGAAGCACGUAAGAUGAUGGCUAACAAUAAGUUGAGCAAGAAGAAUGCCGUCACAAAGGAACAACUGGUCGGAAAGAGGCGAGCUCAUGAUAUAAGCAUGGAGGAUAUCAGCAUCGGAACGCCAGGACCGGAUGAAAACACUCUUCGGCGCCCGUUCAAGAAGCGAGGCGCUGAACAGGCAUUAGUAGGUGAGAAAUCGACCUUCUCGAUUACGCCAUUCUUGAACCGCAGCAAGAAUAUAUCCGACAGCCUGUCAGACGAGCCAAGUGAAGUCCAUUCACCGACGGGUAAAACUGCUGAUGACCCGGAGCCCGUGGCACCUGUUGAGGAUGAAGUUGUGGAAGCUGGUGGUUCACUCUCCAUUAAAGCUUUAGAUGAAGCUUCUGGUUCAGAUGGCCAGUCAGAUGGCCAUGUUAGUUCUGAAGAGAUUGAAGAACCGAAGGCUCAGAAGGGACGGGGUAGACCAAGAAAGGCUCUCGAUGAGGCACCAACAGCAAAGAAGAACAUGCCUGUACAGGCAAAGAAAAAGGCAAAGUCAACAAAGGCUCCCGGCAAGCUUGCCGCGGUGAGUGAGGAAGUCGAGAUUGGUGAGACAGGGGCUGAGCCUCAGGCAAGGCCCAAAAAGAUGAUUGGGUUAUUGAAGUCUAACCCUGCUGCGGCGUUGUCGAGGCAUGGUGCUGAUGACGCAGAUGAGCGAAAGAAGAAGCGCAAGGUGCUCGGUGGUAGCAACAAGACUCUGUUUGAUGAUGAUGAAGAAGCCGAUCCAGCGCCAAAUCCAGCGAAGAUACAGAUGGGGGCUGGCCGUAGGGCGAAAGCGCCAUUGGGAGGCCCUCGUAAUGCAUUUGCCGGGGCGACCUUCUCUCCCUUGAAGAAGGAUAGAAGAGGAGUCGGUGCUAGUUUCCUCCAUUGA